Molecule: messenger RNA, 3188 nt
Organism: Magallana angulata
Lineage: Eukaryota; Metazoa; Mollusca; Bivalvia; Ostreida; Ostreidae
Product: myoglobin-like
Exons: 4
Coding region: 838-1443 (201 amino acids)
Molecular function (GO): oxygen binding; heme binding
Source: RefSeq, a predicted model, not a curated record
CGCGUAUAUAAUGCACAAAAACUCGCUACUAACUUAGCCCAAAGGCAAUUCAUCGGGAGGGAUAAAUUAUUCAGCCUUGAAUAUAAGAUUUGGAGAGGGAUUAUGGUCAAUGCCGCUUCUGUCCCGGUAUAUAGAUGGUAUCUUUGUGGACAUUUUUCCUCUCGGUUGCAUUGAGUGUUAACUUUCUUUGGAGUUCCAGGCCUUUGUAUAACCAAAAGAGACAAAGAUCGACAACUGGAUAACCAGAUUAUUCAUACCCGUUUGACUUUACAGGAAAUACGUAUUUGUUAUAUCAUGUUUUUUUUUACUUAACUGUGUAUACAAACAAAUUCAGACAAAGAUCUUUUUGAGGUGGACUGAAAAGAAAGAACUUUAAAUUUUCUAUUGCUCCAUCGCACAUUGAAUUUGCAGAAGAAAACUGGGGCACUCAACUUGAUCGCGUAUUAAUGCCUGAGAAAAAGAAGACACAAUUCUGUGGUUAUUUAUAAUUGGUGUAUGGAAGUUCUCACACAGUUUUAUUUUUAUGCGUCCCGUAUUCAGAUUUUUUAAACAAAGGAAGUUAUAUUUUCUUAUGCUUCAGAAGUUUGUUUUAAAGCAAUACUCACUGUUGCACAUCUUUUAAAUUCCUGUUAUAGCAGUGAUUUUUUUAACUCGACGGAUACCGUGUAAAAAUACAAUAUUUUACAACAUUAAGCUCGCUUGUUAAAUCGAAAGACUAUGCACGGUACAUACAUGAAUUUACGUUCACCCUUACCCACUCAUCACCGGCUGUAGAGAGAAAACAGAGAGUAUUGAUCAUUUCGCGUACUACGUCACUAAAUUGAGAGAAAUAUAAUUAUGGGAUGUAGACUAUCGUCGGCAGAGGGCGAUGAAACCGCGAAGGCAGGAUCGCUGACAGACGUCAAUGAAAUAAUGGCGGACGCGCUCCCGGACCCAGCACCCCCCGCACCGACGGACCCCCGGCUACCGUUAGACGCUAGACAGGUGUUUAAGCUGAAGAAAUCAUGGAAAGGAAUUAAAAGAUGCAUGGCAGAUACAGGGGUGGAGAUGUUUAUCAGAAUGUUUAGAGCAAAUGAAGACAUUAGAACUAUGUUUGUGCGGUUUCGCCAUCUAAAGACUGAGGACGAAAUUCGUGUUAGUGAACUUGUGGAAAAACAUGCUAUUUCUGUGAUGGGAACUCUCGAUGAACUCAUUUCUAACAUUGAUAAUGUGGACUAUGUGUUCGAUGUGCUCAAAGCCACUGGACAAAGUCAUAUGAAAUUCCCUGGUUUUCGAACAGAACUAAUAUGGGAUAUGGAGAAGCCAUUCUUGGAAGCCGUGAAAAUCACACUAGGAGAUCGUUACAGUGACAAUAUGGACACGAUAUACCGAAUUACAAUUAAAUUUAUUCUUGACAGUGUUAUAAAAUCAAGCACCGCUCCAACCAAUAACUCAGUCUCCUGAGAACGUCAUUAUCAAAAAUUAUGUUUUGCGCAUGUGUACAUGUAUGUAUCGCAUAAGUUAUGUCUGGUGCUCCGGAAAAGGUUAAAAAGAGUAAGAGAAGGAGCGAAAAAAGGAUAGAGAGAAAAAGGAAUCAAAGAAGAAAAUGUGGGAACAUUUGCGUGCGCCUGAUAUUUUUUGGAAACAUUGCGGUCCAAAAAUCCGUAGAUCACGUGACAGCAUACUGUCGUCUGAAGCUAAUCACGUGAUUCGGCGGCGGAGACUCGCUUACUUUUAUUCUUUUAUACGUCACUGAAGAUGAAGAAACGAAUUGCCUCCUGCGAUGUAGCUGCUGAACAUUUGAGGAACAUAUGAGUGUUGUGUCGAUUCAUAUUUGAUGUUUGAGUAUCUGCCUUAUGUUCAUGUGUAUUCUUUAUUGCCAUUUAAAUUGUAUGACGUUCACUGGACGACCCUUCGUCAGGUUGUGUAAUCUUUGAUCAUUUUCUGGAAAUCAAAUUUGUACUUCUCUACCCCUUAAAAAUCACUCGUGUCCAGUAAUAAAAUUUACAAGAAAACAAACCGCUCUUGCUUUCUACACAUUUUUGUAUGAUAUAAUUGAAACCAUGCAACGCAUGUUUAUGUAACAUCAUACCGGUAUGCUUAAAUUCAAAAUAAAAAAAAAUGAGCGUGUGUACUUACUACUUAUUCACAAAAACACCUGUCUUCAAAGUCAAAUGUUAAUUAUCAUAAUUACAGUUUCAUUAUCAAUGAAUGCCAAAUGUUCAACGUGUUUCAAAUUGAUAGAAUAUUUUUCAUUUUAAUCCAAUUCAAGCUUGAAUGUACAUGUGUGUGAUCACAGUACACACUAUUCUUCAUUUUAAAUCGCAAAUGACACACGUGUAUUUCUUGGUUAUUGUUCCGUUGUUUUUAUGAAACUAUUUUUUUUAUCAAUUAAUAAUGGAUUUUUAUCAACGAUUGAAAAGUUGAGGACUUUUUUCUACUAUUCUAAUGUACAUUUCUAAUUAGGAGGUGUGUUCGAUAUCUAUUUUUAUCAUUUUCACGAAAUAUUGAUUAGAUAUGAAGUUAUUUUUUAGCAAUGUAAUGAUGUAGUGCACACAUACAAUACACAUUUCUUUCAUUUUAAUGAUGAAACUUACCCACUGAUUUAGUAUACGGAGUUGAUACAUGCGCUUUACGCACCAAACUGUAUUGUUCCACUGAACGCCGACCAACAUUGUGAUCUUCAAACACCUCCAUGAAUUUGAUGAGUAAGGCUGGUGUGAAAAGUGUUUCGUCUAUUGAUUUUUCUAUUGUUUUAUCAUUAUCUUGCACAUAUCAGGUUGUGGUGGACACAGGACAAAAAUCGUUUUCCUUAAAAAUCGAUAACAUUUCGUAACUAUGAUAAAAAUGAAUACACCUUAAUUGAAAUAUAAGAGAAGAAAAGCAGAGAAGUGGGGAAAGAAUUCUUAGAUAGAAAAUGGAAAUUAAAUCAUUAAUUAAGGAUCAUACACUUUCAUUUUUUUUUUUUAGAAAUUGUUUUUGUUAAUUUCAGUGUAGUUUAACAAUAACCUCAUUAAAUUAUUUUUUUUCUUUAUUAAUUUUCUCUCUGAGUCUCUCUACAUAUUAUAUGAUUUGAUCUAUUUUAAUUGUCUCUAUUAAUACAUUUUCCAAUGUGAAAAUUUUGUUCACGUCAUGGUCACGUGGUAACAUAAAGUCUGUCACAUUUUGAAUAAAUCAAAAUUGUAUAAACUGAUUUAAUCUUUUUUUUU